Messenger RNA from Vigna radiata var. radiata (mung bean), 1043 nucleotides. Its product is annotated as zinc finger A20 and AN1 domain-containing stress-associated protein 5. The transcript has a single exon. Gene Ontology annotation, molecular function: ubiquitin-protein transferase activity; DNA binding; zinc ion binding. NCBI's taxonomy places the organism in Eukaryota, Viridiplantae, Streptophyta, Magnoliopsida, Fabales, Fabaceae. The coding region runs from base 208 to 708 and encodes 166 amino acids. The record is from RefSeq and is a predicted model, not a curated record. Gene Ontology annotation, biological process: protein ubiquitination.
UCUCUAUGAGGCCCAUAUUCCAUUGCCAUUACCGACCUCACAACGCAUCGCAACACCUUCAAAUCCCCCUCUCCUCUCUCUCGCCCCUCUUCGCAACCCAUCCAUAAUCACAAUCCUUUCUCCUUUCUUUCUCUCUCUUUCUUUCUCUCUCUCUCUCUCUCCCUCUUUCUCCGAUCGCAAAAACCUAACUCCGUUUUCUCUUCCUCCAUGGCUCAGAAAACCGAGAACGAAGAAACCGAGUUCAAGGUUCCCGAAACCAUUACUCUAUGCGUCAACAACUGCGGGGUCACAGGGAACCCUGCCACCAACAACAUGUGCCAGAACUGCUUCACCGCCUUCACAGCUUCCACCGCCACAACGUCAUCAGCUACCGCGCCCACCGCCGGAGUCUCCUCGCCCUCCGCUAGAUCCGUUGCGUCCGCGCGUCCUCAGAAGAGAUCCUUCCCCGAAGAGCCUUCCUUGGCAGCAGAUCCUCCCUCCUCCGACCAAAACACGCCGUCCGAAGCCAAACGCGUCGUCAAUCGCUGCUCCGGUUGCCGGCGGAAGGUCGGACUCACCGGAUUCCGGUGCCGGUGUGGCGAACUCUUCUGCGCGGAGCAUCGGUACUCCGAUCGCCACGACUGCAGUUACGACUACAAAGCCGCCGGUAGAGAAGCCAUCGCCAGGGAGAAUCCGGUGGUUAGAGCCGCGAAGAUCGUCAAAGUCUGAAGAACAAAAAAACAAAAAAGGAAGAGAAACACGAAACGGAAUCUCGUCGUUGACCCGGCUCCGCGCGAUCGGUUCGAGUCACGGAUCUUCGCUUUUGUUUUUUUCAGAUUAUAUAUAUAGAGAAGCAAAAGAAAGUAGCUGAUGACAGAUUUAAGAGAGAGCGUGUGUGAGGUUUAGAGAGAGAGAUUGUUGCCGAAAAGAUGAAGAAGAAUUUAUCUGAAUUUCUCUUGUGUUCGAUCAAGCUCAGAUCGUUUCAUAUUUUUUCUUUUUAUUUUUACGCUUGUUUUCUUCCCGAUUUGAUCUUGAAAUGAUAAAUUAUUGUGAUUUACCAUGCU